CGGACCCAGGAGGCUCAAGGAGUUGAAGGUGACUCUGAGCCAGCAAGAACCCAGAGGAAGGGUGCAAGUCCCAGUGACGGCUGUGCUGCACCCCAGGCUGAGCUCCUGUUAGGAGGAGGCCCCUGUGCCCAGGCAGCGGCUCAGCGGCAGCUGCUCCAUGAGGAACUGAAGUUGGUCCUGCAGCAGAAGGGAGAGAGGAGGCAGGCAUCAGGGGCCCGGCUGACUCCCAGAAGCACCAUGGAGGCCCGGAGCCGUAGUGCUGAGGAGCUGAGGCGGGCGGAGCUGGUGGAGAUCAUCGUGGAGACCGAGGCGCAGACCGGGGUCAGCGGCUUCAACGUAGCGGGCGGCGGGAAGGAGGGAAUUUUCAUCGGCGAGCUGCGCGAGGACUCGCCAGCUGCCAGGAGCCUCAGCCUGCAAGAAGGGGACCAGCUGCUGAGCGCCCGCGUGUUCUUCGACAACUUCAAGUACGAGGACGCACUCCGCCUGCUGCAAUGCGCCGAACCCUACAAGGUCUCCUUCUGUCUAAAGCGCACUGUGCCCACCGGGGACCUGGCGCUGCGGCCUGGGACGGUGGCUGGCUACGAGAUAAAAGGCCCACGGGCGAAAGUGGCCAAGCUGAAUAUCCAGAGUCUGUCCCCUGUGAAGAAGAAGAAGAUGGUGAUGCCCGGGGCCCUGGGGGCCCCUGCAGACUUGGCCCCCGUUGACGUGGAAUUCUCCUUUCCCAAGUUCUCCCGUCUGCGUCGGGGCCUCAAAGCCGAGGCUGUCAAGGGUCCUGUCCCAGCUGCCUCGCGCCGGCGCCUUCAGCUACCUCGGCUUCGGGUCCGAGAAGUGGCUGAGGAGGUCCAAAUAGCUCGGCUGGCGGCCGCGGCACCUCCCCCCAGGAAAGCCAAAGCAGAGGCUGAAGCAGCAGCUGGAGCCAGCUUCACAGCCCCCCAGGUGGAGCUGGUAGGGCCCCGGCUGCCAAGUGCUGAGGUGGGUCCCCCCCAGGUCUCAGCUCCCAAGGGAAGAGGAGAGGUGGCCCCGGCUGCGGAUGCAGCUGGUGGUUUUGCCCUCCACCUGCCAACCUUUGGGCUAGGAGCCCCAGCUGCACCUGCAGUGGAGCCCUCGGCCGCAGGGAUCCAGGUGCCCCAAGUGGAGCUGCCCACCUUGCCCUCGUUACCUGCUCUGCCCACACUUCCCUGCCUGGAGACUCUGGAGGGGGGGGCAGCAGUGGUGACAGUGCCCACCUUGGAUGUGGCGGUGCCCACUGUGGGUGUAGACCUCGCCUUGCCAGGUGCAGAGGUGGAAGCCCGAGGAGAGGGGCCUGAGGUGGCCCUGAAGAUGCCCCGUCUCAGUUUCCCUCGUUUCGGGGCUCGAGCAAAAGAAGUUGCUGAGAUCAAGGUGGCAAAGGGCAGCCCCGAGACCAAAGUGAAGGGACCCAGACUCCGAAUGCCCACCUUUGGCCUCUCUCUCCUGGAGCCCCGGCCCGCUGCCCCUGAGGCUGAGAGCAAGCUGAAACUGCCCACCAUCAAGAUGCCCUCCUUCGGCAUCUCGGCUCCUGAGGUCAAGGUGCCCAAGGGGCCCGAGGUGAAGCUCCCUAAGGCUCCAGACAUCAAACUCCCCAAAGUGCCUGAGGGAGCCCUUCCGGAGGUGCAGUUGCCCAAAAUCCCCGAGAUGAAGCUCCCAAAGGCGCCAGAGAUGGCAGUGCCAGAGGUGCGGCUCCCAGAGCUGCAGCUCCCAAAAGUUCCAGAAAUGAAACUUCCCAAGAUGCCCGAGAUGGCCAUGCCCGAUGUCCACCUCCCGGAAGUACAGCUCCCGAAAGUGCCAGAAAUGAGACUCCCUGAGAUGAAGCUCCCAAAGGUUCCUGAGAUGGCUGUGCCUGAUGUCCACCUCCCGGAGGUGCAGCUCCCAAAAGUUCCAGAAAUGAAACUCCCCAGGAUGCCCGAGAUGGCUGUGCCAGACUUGCACCUCCCAGAAAUCCAGCUCCCAAAAGUCUCAGACAUGAAGCUUCCGAGGAUGCCUGAGAUGGCCGUGCCGGAUUUGCACUUACUAGAGAUGCAGCUGCCCAAAGUUCCGGAGAUGAAGCUUCCCAAGAUGCCAGAGAUGGCCAUGCCUGACAUGCACCUCCCUGAGGUGCAGCUCCCAAAAGUCCCGGAGAUGAAAGUCCCUGACAUGAAACUUCCUGAGAUGAAGCUCCCGGAGAUAAAACUCCCCAAGGUGUCCGAGAUGGCUGUGCCCGAUGUACACCUCCCUGAGGUGCAGCUGCCAAAGACCUCAGAGAUCCGGCUGCCAGAAAUGCAGGUGCCCAAGGUCCCAGAAGUUCAUCUCCCCAAGGCACCCGAGGUGAAGAUGCCCAAGGCCCCAGAGGUGCAGCUAAAAGCUGCCCAGGCAGAGCAGCCAGAGGGGAAGGAGUUCAGCUUCAAGAUGCCCAAGAUGAGCAUUCCCAAGCUGGGGAGGGCAGGCUCCCCUCCUCGGAGCAAGCCAGGCGUUGAGGCAGUUGCUGAGGUCGUGGGGAAGCUGGGGGCUCUCCCCUGUCUGCAGCCAGAGGUGGGCAUGGAGGUGCGUGGGGGCAGCCCUUCCCUCACAUUGCCCUCUGUGGAAUUAGACCUGCCGGGGGCCCUCAGCCUGGAUGGGCAGGCCCAAGCAGGCAAGAUAGAGCGGGCAGAAGGCACCGGGGUGGUGGCCACUGGCAUUAGUGAAGCAGCCUUCCGGCUGCCCUCGGUGGAGAUCGUCACGCCACAGCUGCCAGAGAUUGAGACUAAGGAAGGGCGGCUCGAAGUGACAGAGAUGAAGGUCAAGCCCUCAUCCAAGUUCUCCCUGCACAAGUUGGGACUUUCAGGGCCAAAGGUGGCUAAGGCAGAGGCCGAGGGGGUGGCCAGACGAGCAUCCAAGCUGAAGGUGUCCAAGUUCAGCAUCUCGCUCCCCAAGGCUCGGGCCGGGGUGGAGGCUGAGGCCAAGGGGGCUGGGGAAACAGGCCUGUUGCCCGCCCUUGAUCUGUCCAUCCCACACCUCAGCCUGGAGGCCCCACUGCCCACAGGCAAGGUGGAGGUGGCAGGACCCAAUGGCAAACUCAGGGGGCCCCGGUUUGCCCUGCCCAAGUUCGGGGUCAGAGGCCGAGACACGGCAGCGGGGGAUCUGGUGCCUGGGAUGGCUGAGCUGGAGGGCAAGGGCUGGGGUUGGGAUGGGAAGGUGAGGAUGCCCAAGCUAAAGAUGCCUUCCUUCGGGCUGGCUCGGGGGAAGGAAGGGGAGAUCCAGAAUGGGCGGGUUAGCCCUGGGGAGAAGCGAGAGUCCACAGCCGGGCAGCUCAAGAUCCCCGAGGUAGAGCUGGUCACACUGGGGACCCAAGGGGCAGGGGGACUUGAGGGGACAGGGGCUGGUGGGGACAUCCAACUCUCAGGCCUGCAGGUGUCCAUGGGCAAGCCAGCAGGCACUGAGGGCCAGGAUGGAGGGCUGAGGGCGGCCCCCUUGGGCAUCUCGUUGCCCCAGGUGGAGCUGACCGGCUUUGGGGAGGUGCGCCUGAGUACCUCCCAGAGCCAGCAAGCCGAGGCGGUAGCCCCUGCAGGUGAGGGCAAAAUGGGCUGGGUCCAGAUGCCUCAGGUGAGCUUGGCUCUGCCUGGAGCCUCCGGGGUGGGUGGUGAGCUAUUGGUGGCUGAGGGUGUCUUCAAGAUGCCCACAGUGACUGUGCCCCAGCUUGAGCUGGAUGUAGGGCUGAACCGGGAGGUGCAGGGUGGGGAGGUCGCAGCCACUGGAGAGGGUGGCCCGAGGCCGAAGACACCUACCCUAGAGGCCAGAGGAGACGGGGUCGGGGCCCAGCUUCCAGGGGCCGAGCGCUCUUUCCACCUCUCACUGCCCGAUGUGGAGCUCUCGCCCCCUGCCGUGGGCAGCCACGCUGAGUACCAGGUCACAGACAGCGAGGGGGACACGGGGCACAAGCUCAGGGUGCGGCUGCCCCGGUUCGGCCUGGUGCGGGCCCGGGAGGGGGCAGAGGAGGGUGAGAAGGCCAAGAGCCCCAAACUCAGGCUGCCUCGCGUGGGCUUUAGUCAGAGCGAAGCAGCCCCCAGGGACAGCUCCCCCAGCCCCGAGGAGGAUGAGGAGGGCAGUGGGGACGGGGCCCCUGGACGCCGAGGCCGUGUCCGAGUUCGCUUGCCCCGAGUGGGCCUGGCCUCCCCUUCCAAGGCCUCUCGGGGGCAGGAGGGUGAGGCAACCCCCAAGUCCCCCAGUGGGGAGAAGUCACCCAAGUUCCGUUUCCCUCGGGUAUCCCUGAGCCCCAAGGCCCGCAGCAGGAGUGGGGACAAGGAAGAGGGGGGCUUCCGGGUCCGGCUGCCCAGCGUGGGGUUUUCGGAGUCAGCUGCUCCAGGCCCCACCAGGAUGGAUGGGGCUCAGGCUGCCAUGUCCUGAGGUCACCAGGGGCCACGGGGGGGUGGGGGGUGGUGGUGGUGGUAGUGGUGGGUCCCUUCCUGCUUCCCCCUCCCUGCCUCCCCUCUGUUUUGUGUGUGAGAUAACUAGCACUAACCCUUAAGGGGGCCGGGAGGGCAGUGCCGCAAAGGCAGGGAGGCCCAUAUCUCUCUCAAAGCCAUGAGAAUAAAAUAAUCCAGAAGUUG
Erinaceus europaeus (western European hedgehog) is the source of this 4580-nucleotide messenger RNA. It is a transcript of the gene PRX, whose product is annotated as periaxin. The coding region runs from base 238 to 4377 and encodes 1379 amino acids. The record is from RefSeq and is a predicted model, not a curated record. The transcript has 6 exons. Gene Ontology annotation, molecular function: protein binding. Gene Ontology annotation, biological process: regulation of RNA splicing; peripheral nervous system myelin maintenance. NCBI's taxonomy places the organism in Eukaryota, Metazoa, Chordata, Mammalia, Eulipotyphla, Erinaceidae. Gene Ontology annotation, cellular component: cytoplasm; nucleus.